Messenger RNA from Drosophila sulfurigaster albostrigata, 947 nucleotides. RefSeq lists its product as uncharacterized. The coding region runs from base 16 to 516 and encodes 166 amino acids. NCBI's taxonomy places the organism in Eukaryota, Metazoa, Arthropoda, Insecta, Diptera, Drosophilidae. The record is from RefSeq and is a predicted model, not a curated record. The transcript has 2 exons.
UUUAACGCGUUCACCAUGUUGGUGGAAGAAUGCACAAAAUCGCUAAACAAAAGGAUCGCCAACAUGCUGACAACAUUAUCUGAUAUUGACACUAUUAGUUGCCGUAUGCAGGACACAGCCGACGAAUGGAGAAGACAACCAACACCAGCUGCGUCGUUGACACAGCGUCUCUUCGAAAUGUACGAGGAACUGCGCCAAACAGAAGUCGAGCAUCAAGUACUGCAAAAACAAAUGUCUGCAUUGGCAAGCAAUGACGAACAGCUACUGGAAAUAUUAAUGCAAAGUAUUCACAAGCUGGGAUGUAAUUUGUCCAUAAGUCGCGACUCCGCCGAUGAACGAACGCUUUUUAGGUUCGACUUCAUAACAAAUCGUUAUUUGAUGUUCGGCUUUGAGAAUGGUCAGCUGACGUUGCUGCAAAUAUCGCCGGCGCAUCCAAACUUUGACAACAUCAAGGAGUUUUUCAGUGAAUCGCAGGAUUUAAUCGGUUUACUUGGAAGUUUUGGCAGUGCACAAUAACGAACCAUAAGUAAUUUAGCAUUUUUAUAUUAUUGGCAAAAUAUAUUAGAUAGUAAAUAUACACAACAAUAAAGGUAGUUUUUACCGCUACCGAGAAUUACAAAUGAAAAGACUUUUUUGGGCAUCAUCAAUUAUGUUUUUAUCUCGUUAUUAUUCGCAAAAAAUAUAAAAGGCAUUGCUCUCGUAUAUAUUUGCUGUAUAUAUAUGUAUAUGUACUAUAUAUUUUAGGUAUCACACGCUUGUAUCAUUUUCAUUUUUCUAUUUGCAACAAAUAUCUCCAACCAUCAUCAUCAUCUCUUCCAGCUGCUCUAAAUAAUGUUGACUGUCACUCUACCCCAGCUUCGCUACCACGUUUCCAGUUUCAGUUCCAUCUUCUAUGGUGUCACCACAUUCUGUAUCCAGUUGAGGGCGCCGCGAAUGCGACGCAAGCG